AUGCGCGCUGCACAGUUUCAUCGUGACACGGGGAAAAUCCAAGUAAAUGAGGUUCCCAUCCCUGAGCCAGAAGACACAGAGAUAUUGGUCGAGAUCAAGUCGGCCUCACUAUGUCACUCAGAUAUCAUGGCCAUCGAGGGUUGGACGCCGACGCCGAGCAGCGUGAAGCCCAUCACUCUGGGCCACGAAGGCGCCGGCAUUGUGGAGAAACUAGGUUCCAAAGUGACCGGGUUCAUGCCUGGAGAUCGGGUUGGAUUCUUGUACAUUAUAGGAUGCUGCUUUGAAUGUGAAGCAUGCAAGGUCUACAACCUCUAUGGCACAAAAGGCGCGCCACGUAUUCAAGGGAUGACCGAGGGUUCUGACGGAUUUUUUGCCGAAUACGCCGUUGUCGACUACCGCAAUGCAAUAGUUCUCCCGGAGGCAGUUAAGAUCGAAACCGCUUCCCCUCUAUUCUUUGGAGCCGAUCUGACGUUUAAUUCUGCAACGAAUUCGAACUACUUGGACGAAAUCAGGAUGGCCACCGGAGGCGGGGCGCACGCCGCGGCGGUCUACAGCGCUUCGAUAGCAGCGUACGAGAACGCAAAAAAGGCACUCCGAAUAGGCGGUCUUCUGAUGGCUGUGGGUUUGCCGGCGAAGCCAUUCCAGUUGAAUUUGACCGAGAUCAUCACCGGCCUUUAUCGGCUCAGAGGCGAUUGCACUGGUAUUCCACAACCCAUGUCACAAGCCAUUGAAUUCACCGCGCAGCACAACAUCCAACCGAACGUUGUCAGCUUCCACAAGUUGGAGGAGGUACCUCAUAUGAUUGCAAAAAUGAGGGCGCAAAAGUCCACAGGAAGGAUGGCCGUACUGUUUUAG
Messenger RNA from Cladophialophora bantiana CBS 173.52, 855 nucleotides. RefSeq lists its product as uncharacterized. NCBI's taxonomy places the organism in Eukaryota, Fungi, Ascomycota, Eurotiomycetes, Chaetothyriales, Herpotrichiellaceae. Bases 1 to 855 code for a protein of 284 amino acids. The transcript is spliced from 4 exons. Gene Ontology annotation, molecular function: zinc ion binding; oxidoreductase activity. The record is from RefSeq and is a predicted model, not a curated record.